CCGCCUACUUCCCUAGCUCUACUGCGGAGGACACCACAGCUCCACUUGCUCGUGUUUAAAUACCGCUACACACUCGUCCCUUUUCCAUACCGGCUGCCUCAUCCAGGCAUGGCAGACGGCCUUGUCCCAUCAUGGCAGUGCGACAUUACACCCUCGACUUCAAGCUCUCUGCACCAGCUGACCAUUCUGCGACUGUUCGUGGCCUGCAGUCUAUAUUUCAAGAGCAGGAAAUGACAGAAACUGUCCAUGACACAGAGGGGCAUGGAUACUUGGCUACAUAUAUUGGCAAGAAUGGCAGGCUUGCUAUCCUGAGACUGUACUCUCAUGGUCUGGUGACGUUUGACCUGCAGUGCUGUGAAGCAGAUGAUUUAGCACAAGUGGACAAUCUACUGAAUGCACUGGAAAUGAAAAUGAAGGCUCUGCUGAAUGGAACCAUUCAGAGGGUGAAAAGGCUGCCUGCACUACAGAGAGGGGCAGAGGUGGACAGGUACUGGCCGACAGCUGAUGGCAGACUUGUAGAGUACGAUAUCGAUGAAGUCAUAUUCGAUAAAGACUCUGCUUACCAGAACAUCAAAAUUCUGCACUCGCAACAGUUCGGCAAUAUCCUCAUCCUCAACGGAGACGUUAAUUUAGCAGAAAGCGAUUUGCCCUACACGCAGGCCAUCAUGGGCAAUGGCAGGGAGCACUAUGCUGGAAAGGAGAUUUUGAUCCUGGGAGGAGGAGACGGAGGCAUCCUUUGUGAAGCAGUCAAGCUCAAACCAAAGAUGAUCACCAUGGUGGAAAUAGACCAGAUGGUGAUUGAUGCGUGUCGGAAGCACAUGAGGAAGACUUGUGGAAAUGUUCUGGACAACUUGAAAGGAGACUGUUAUGAAGUUCUAGUAGAGGACUGUGUUCCAAUACUUAAAAAGUUUGUAGAAGAGGGAAGAACAUUUGAUUUUGUCAUCAAUGAUUUAACUGCGAUCCCUAUUUCUACAGCACCUGAGGAGGAUUCAAUGUGGGAAUUUCUGAGGCUUAUUCUUGAUCUAUCGAUCAAGGUUCUCAGACCGAGCGGCAAGUAUUUCUCCCAGGGUAACUGUGUGAAUCUCACUGAGGCACUUAGUGAGUAUGAAGGGUUGCUGAAAAAGCUUUCAUGCAAGGUGGAUUUCUCCAAAGAAGUGGUUUGUGUUCCCUCCUACCUAGAGCUGUGGAUGUUCUACACCAUUUGGAAGAAAUAACACUUUGUCUCUGCUUGCUGAAGACUCGCCGUUUGAUGCACUGAUGGGAGACAUGCACAUACCUCUCCAUGUACUGUUUAGUUUUUUUUUUGUCCCUCUGGACCCUACUUUUUUUUUAAUUUCCAAUUUUUAAUUUGAUUUUUUAAACCACGCUACGAUUGUAUGUUAUUUUUCAGAUUUGGUUGAAAAUUCUCUGUGUGGUAACUCUGUUUUGGCCGUCUAAUGUGUCCUGUUCCACUGUGUGUGCAAGCAUGUACGUGUUAGGACAGGAUUAAUCUUGUUUUUCACCUUGAGUGCAGUGAACAAUCUGACAACCAACUGUUUGCAUUCUGCUUUUAUGCUAAAUUCUGCUUUAUACUGUAGCUUUAUUCAUGAUUUUAAACCUUAACUGAGCUUUGAGUGUGAUUUGACCCACUGGAAAGUUAAUAGCGUUGUUGAUUCAAAUAUGUUAAAAGGGAAAAGGGUUCUGCAGUCGCAGACGUUGCUCUACAAUUUCUUUUGCUAAACUGUGAAUUUUUUUUUUAUUUUAUGAUUAGCUCUUUUUAUGUUUGUUUUUUUGUGUGUGUGUGUGUGUUUGAAGGAAAAAGGCUUUUGUAGGCUGAACCUGAAAGCUGAAUGUAGUUUCCACAUAUUUACAUUCAUGAUUAAUAUUAAGGUGCUUUAUUGAACUUUAUUUAUUUGAUUUUAUUUCAGUAAAUACACAGUAAUCUUACUCUGAAAAUUCAAUAUGGUCAUCAGAGUGAUAAGCAUCUAUUAAAGAAGUUUGGAGAGAA
Messenger RNA from Clarias gariepinus (North African catfish), 1987 nucleotides. RefSeq names its product spermine synthase (gene sms). The record is from RefSeq and is a predicted model, not a curated record. Bases 132 to 1214 code for a protein of 360 amino acids. Gene Ontology annotation, molecular function: spermine synthase activity. The transcript has 11 exons. Lineage: Eukaryota; Metazoa; Chordata; Actinopteri; Siluriformes; Clariidae. Gene Ontology annotation, biological process: spermine biosynthetic process.